This is a messenger RNA of Vitis riparia (riverbank grape), 833 nucleotides long. Its product is annotated as autophagy-related protein 8f. Gene Ontology annotation, biological process: cellular response to nitrogen starvation. The transcript is spliced from 6 exons. The record is from RefSeq and is a predicted model, not a curated record. Lineage: Eukaryota; Viridiplantae; Streptophyta; Magnoliopsida; Vitales; Vitaceae. Bases 247 to 615 code for a protein of 122 amino acids.
UAAUUUUAUAUGGUAUUAUGUGAACACGAUUUUAUGUUAGUUGCCGCUCUGGUUGUUGGUGGUGAUGAUGAUUUUUGCUGAUGAAGGUUUUUGUGUGUAUGGACCUGUAAAUUUAGGGUUAGGGUUAGGGUUGUGUAUUUUUUGGUUGUUGGAUUUUGGCAUUUAAAUUUUUGGUUCAAAUGAUCUUGCUGAUCAUUCUGGUUCGUUGUAUUCUGAAGAAAUCUUUGUUUUUCGUUGUUGGGAGGAAUGGCAAAGAGUUACUUCAAGCAAGAGCAUGAUUUUGAGAAGAGACGUGCAGAGGCUGCUAGAAUUAGAGAAAAAUACCCAGACAGGAUUCCGGUGAUUGUCGAGAAGGCUGAGAGGAGUGAUAUUCCGAACAUAGAUAAGAAAAAGUACCUUGUCCCAGCCGACUUGACAGUAGGACAGUUUGUCUAUGUAAUACGUAAAAGGAUCAAACUGAGUGCAGAGAAAGCUAUUUUUAUAUUUGUGGACAAUGUCCUCCCACCUACAGGGGCAAUCAUGUCCGGAAUAUAUGAUGAGAAGAAGGAUGCAGAUGGGUUUCUCUACGUCACUUACAGUGGAGAGAACACGUUUGGAUAUGAGAUACCACAUUAGUGAUUGAUUCUUUGGGCAUUGCGAUUGUUUCAUUGACAGUUCACCAUCUUUGCCUGCAUCAUGAUAAUCUCCAUUCCCCUUCAUUAUUGCGCUUAUUUUAUGAAGACAAUGUCGUUGGUAAUAUGUACAGCAUAUUUUGUAUAUAAAAACCCUGCACGAUGUUAGAAACUCUUGCUUCAUGCUUUAAAUAAUUAAAUUCACACUAUCUCUUGCUUCUA